UCAUGAUUUCAACACAUUCAUUAUCAAAGAGGCAAAAGCAAAAAAUAUGUUUAAACUCAGUCUCGUUCUCGUAUUUCUUACUGCAUUUUCAGGAAUAGAUGCAAAUCCGGUUAAAUACCAUAAUCCUAGCUGCUCAGGGAAUAUGUCAGCGACAGAUGUAGACCUAGUUCAUUUAGCAAUGAACGUGGAGUUCAUCGAAGCCGAAUUCUUCCUGAAAGCGUCUACCGGAAAAGGACUCGAUUCGUUUAAUGCAACACUUGCUAAAGGCGGACCACCCCCGAUUGGAGCCAAGAAGGCCAAUCUUGAUCCUAUAACUAAUCGAAUCAUCGAGGAGUUUGGUUAUCAGGAAGUUGGCCAUCUUAGGGCGAUUGCGGAUAUGACGGGAGGGAUUCCGCGUCCGCUGUUGAAUCUAACGAGAGAGAACUUUGCCAUGUUUAUGGACAGAGCGGUUGGGCGUAGAUCAAACCCGCGGUUCGAUCCUUAUGCGAAUUCACUCAACUAUCUUUUAGCAUCAUACUACAUCCCUUAUGUUGGCCUCACUGGUUAUGUCGGAGCCAUCCCUUACCUUGUCUACUUCAACAUCAAACGGCUUGUGGCGGGUCUUUUGGGGGUGGAAUCGGGUCAAGACGGAGUAAUAAGGACGCUCCUUUACGAGAGACAGUACGAGAAGGUGGAGGAAUACGGAGGAGUCACGGUGGCUGAGCUAACCAACGAGAUAUCUAACCUCCGUAAUGAACUCGGUAUGUGCGGGAUCAAAGACGAAGGCUUGUGCGUGCCACUGUGGCUAGGUGCGGAAAAUCGCACCACUAGCAACAUCCUCUCCGCCGAUCCAUACUCUCUCUCUUAUGACCGAACACCACAAGAAAUCCUCAGGGUCAUGUACGGCACCGGCAAUGAGCGCCGGCCCGGUGGGUUUUGGCCGUGUGGUGCCAACGGGAGGAUCGCCAGGAUGUUUCUUGAUGAGAGGUAUCAUGGUAAUUAGUAUUACGAUGCAUGUUCAGAUGGCAAAAAUUAAAAACUUCUAUUGAUAUACUACUAGAAAAUAAAAAUAAUUGUUAAGAUUGUAUUAUCAUUCUUAACAAUAUUAUAAUUCUGUGUUUAACAAAAUAAAGAAACACCUGGUUCUUAUAAUGUAUCAGAGCGAAGAAGAGUUGGUAAUGUACUACUAUAUAUAUGCCUAAGCUUGAGAUUCACA
Molecule: messenger RNA, 1195 nt
Organism: Brassica napus (rape)
Lineage: Eukaryota; Viridiplantae; Streptophyta; Magnoliopsida; Brassicales; Brassicaceae
Product: desiccation-related protein PCC13-62
Exons: 3
Coding region: 47-982 (311 amino acids)
Source: RefSeq, a predicted model, not a curated record